AUGAAGAGAGCAGGGACGUGGGAUGAUGCGCAGACAAUUUCUUCGGAUUCAUCCAGCUCAGAUUCAAAGAACAGUAAGCCACAGUCGGGCAAGAAGCCGAACAAUAGAGAUGAUCUUGGCGUGGUCAAAUGUACUAGCUCAGAAGGUUAGACCAUUCGAUUGUUCCUUAAUAUUGUGUAGCCGCCUUUCCAUUUACAGCAAUGGGCUGAUACAUACUAUCCUUGACUGUGCAGUCGUUUCCAUUGCUUUUUCCCGUCAGAGAGCCUUUUCAAAUAUCGUAGGCUUACUUGCAUUGUGCAUUAGUGAGUCAUUUAGAAUAUGGGCACAUUGGGUGUCCUGUACAAGGUCUGACGGUAGAACCCCUCUCUCUCUCUCUCUCUCUCUCUCUCUCUCUCUCUCUCUCUCUCUGUAACCCUAGAUUUCUGACAAAUGCAUGUCUGCUGUCAUAAUGCAGGUCAUUACGGUGUGCCCUUUUGUAACUAUGCCGUUAAAAAUUUGGGGAUCCAUCAUUAGAAAAAAAAAAAAAGAUGGAUGCCCACGUUGACUUUGUCACUGGGAAGAUCCUAGAAUCAACAUUUUCUCUUUUUAAGGGGAGAAGGCUUCUUUUUUAGCCCAGAAUAAAACUGCAAAGUCUUGUUCUUGAACAUGAUUAACUAUCAUGGGUUUCUGAAUUUCCUCCAUAAUUUUACUUAAUUUUGCUGUUUCUCCUAAAGUUCUUGCCAGUUAGUCUUUGCCCUAUAUUUCUGAUGAAAUGUCCCCCACAUCGAUCGCAACGCAGGCACUGACCCGGAUGGACUGAUCAGGAGGGCCGAGAUGUACCAAGAAUUCAUGAGGCUCCUUGCGAUCCCCCAUCAUCGGGGGUCGGUGAUCCCCUUCAUGUCCUGGCAAGGGCUGGGGAGGUCUAUGAAACAGCUCCAUGGGCAGCCCUUGCACUAUCUGACGAAUCUCCUCUUGAAGCAGUGGGACCAGCAGAGGGUCGGGGCUGAGAAGGAGCACCAGCGGCUGGACUCAGUCGUCCACCCGGCCAAGGCCGAGUCCUUCAUCUGGGUCUGUGAGGAGGUCCACCGUCUCACCUGCUCCCCCUUCCAUCUGGCUAAGCUUUGGGCCGCUGACGACAUGUUUCAUGCCUCCAUUGAUCCCAUCUUUCCAGAGAUUACACAGGAACCCAUCUAG
Spirodela intermedia is the source of this 1173-nucleotide messenger RNA. Lineage: Eukaryota; Viridiplantae; Streptophyta; Magnoliopsida; Alismatales; Araceae. The record is from the annotation of a GenBank genome assembly.